Knipowitschia caucasica is the source of this 1857-nucleotide messenger RNA. NCBI's taxonomy places the organism in Eukaryota, Metazoa, Chordata, Actinopteri, Gobiiformes, Gobiidae. The record is from the annotation of a GenBank genome assembly.
AUGGACCAGAGUGAGCACUGUCCUCUCACCACCAGAAGGGCGGCGUCACUGAGCUCCAUUGGUCGAUGGAUUAACUUUAAAAAGGAGGAGGAUCAUGGGAUCCUCCACAAACUUCAGUCUGGACCUGGUCCCAGAUGUGAGUCCCUCGGGAGUGACCGGUCUAAGGAUCAACGAUGGGACUUCAGGAGUGACCGGUCUAUGGGAGAACCACUGAAGUUCAGGACAGAAGCGGCUGCAGAUGUCUCCACUGGUCCGCACCAUGGCUCUCAUCUGGUCUCCAUAUUUAAGCACCUGGAGAAGGACCUCUCCACUUUUUUCCUGGAGGAGCUGAAGAAGUUCCUCAGGCUUCUGAGCACAGAUUACCCAGAAUGCUUAGAGCCUGUGGAGGAUGAGGAGCAGAGGAGCAGCAGUGAGGCGCUCCUGAAGAUCACACUGAACUUCCUGAGGAGGAUGGAUCAGAAGGAGCUGGCUGAGCGUCUGUGGAGCAGGGUUUCUUCUGGACGUUCUCAGCAUAAACUGAAGGUGGAUCUGCAGCAGAGGUUUGAGUGUGUGUUUGAGGGCAUUGCUAAAGCAGGAGCCCCCACCCUCCUGAAGCAGAUCUACACCGAGCUCUACAUCACAGAGGGAGGCUCUUCAGAGGUCAACCAGGAACAUGAGUGGUCAGCUCUGGCCUUCAUCUUACUGUCAUCAGAAGAAGAUCUGGACCAGUUUGAGCUGAGCAGAUACUGUGCUUCAGAGAAGGCUCUCCUGAGGCUGCUGCCAGUGGUCAAGGCCUCCACCAAAGCUCUACUGAGCCGCUGUGAGCUGUCAGACAGAAGCUGUGGAGCUCUGGCCUCAGUCCUCAGCUCCCAGUCCUCUAGUCUGAGAGUCCUGGACCUGAGUCACAACGACUUGAAGGACUCAGGGCUGAAGCUGUUGUCUGAUGGACUGAAGAGUCCUCACUGUAAACUGGAGAUGCUCAGUCUGUCAGGUUGUUUGGUGUCAGAGGAAGGCUGUGCUUCUCUGGCCUCAGCUCUGAGGUCCAACCCCUCCCAUCUGAGAGAACUGGACCUGAGCUACAACCAUCCAGGAGACACAGGAGUAAAGCUGCUGUCUGCUCUGCUGGAGGACCCCCACUGCACCCUGCACACUCUCAGACUGGAGCAUUCUGGAGCUCAGAGGUUAACUCCAGGACUCAGAAAGUUCGAAGCAGUGAAGAAAAUGUGGCGGAACCUGCGAGAUACCUACGUCCGCAACAAAAGAGAUGGACAGGGCAGGAGUGGACAAGCUGCCAUUAAGAAGAAGAAGUGGAAGUAUAUGGACGUAAUGGCUUUCCUUCAAUCUUCCACAACAAAGAGAAGGUCAGAUAGUAAUAUUGAGAUGGAGGAAGAGGAGGAGGAAGAAAUUGAGGGAGAGGUCAGCACUGAAAUAGUGAGGGCCAGCGAUGAAGAGGGAGUUCCAGAGAUGGAGAACAGCUCAGGCUCAGCUUCUUCCAGUAGCAGCGGUGCCAAGCGCAAGAAGAGAGUAGAUAGUGAAGACAGCAUUGGGAGAUGCCCGGUUUCCCCUUGGCCUCUGGAGGUCCAGCAGACAGGGGUUGUUGUUCCCUGCAGCAGCAGAGUUGUCUUCCUCACUGCCGCCCUGAUGCUCCUCCUGGAGGGCUUGGUCCAAUGCUCCGUGGCGCAGUCCUGGUCCUCCUCCUCUGGGACAGUGGGAGUCUUUGUGGACUGUCCUGCUGGGUCUCUGUCCUUCUACACAGUCUCCUCUGAGGGACUGAUCCACCUCCACACCUUCAGCUCCACCUUCUCUCAGUCUCUGGUCCCUGGGUUUAGGCUCCUGGAUGAAGGCUCCUCAGUGUCUCUGUGUCCUGGGUCUGAGUGA